GUAGAAAUGACUGGUCUUACUUUGGUUGGUGGCUGCCCUCUCCUACCCCUGCUGCAGUAAAACUUCUUCUGCAGGAAGCAGCAAAGGUUAAAUGUAACAUCUGAGCUCAGGACCAUGUUUGAAUGAUCUAAACUGAGUUUAAUUGGAGUUUCAUUCUUGAUUGGGUGUUAAGCUGUGGCCUGUGAUGUUUAGACCUUUUUUGUAAACUUUUAAGAGCAGGAUGCUUGGGAGAAUUUAAUUUCUACGAUUAGUCCUUACGAACUGGUUCUCUUUUGAAAGCAUGCUUUCUAAAAUACAGUUCUCUACCCACCUCUUUUUGUUACAAACAAGAAGCAUUUGGGAGAAAUGUAAAAGAUACCUCGUUUUGAUUAAAAAAAACCCCAACUAAACAAAAAACAAACAAAAAAACCCCCCACAACCACACCCCCCCCCCCAAAAAAAAAAAAACCCAACCAAAAAAAAAACAACCACCCAACAAAAAAACCGAACACAAACAUGCAUCUUUGGGACUAUCAUUCUGAAGUAUUCCAGUCUUCAGGCCAUCUGUUGUCUUCCACUUGGAACUUCCCAUGGUGUUGCUUAAGUUACUGUGUCUCUAAGUAGAGGAUCAAACCUGGGGAACAUGAAUCUAACUGAAUAAGGUGCUUGUAUUUGUCAGAGGUUUCUUUUAGUGAACAGCUUCCUCAGAGGAAGUCUGUGAGCAUGUACCUACAGAGAUCUGUUACAAGAGAUGGUAUAGGUAUGGAAAUGAAUGGUUCUCUCCCUUGUUAUGAGUGUAAAAGCAUGGUUUUAAUAUGACUGUAAGCAGUAGGAAAAAGUGACAAUUACUAGCAGAUUUACUGAUCUGCAUCUUAAUUCGCAGUGGAAGGCAGGUGCCCUCACUGUUGUACUGCUGGGUAGGAAGAGUUUAAUUACCAUUGUGGUGUAACAUUUCCUUAAUCAGAGUGCUCAUACACAGCAGCUACCCACAUACAACAGAGAGAUUCUGGGAUUUCACAUACAGAAAGGUUCCGCUUUUUGGAAGUGAAAGAGUUUUAUGAUGAUCUUAAUACUGAGGAUUUUUCAGUUAGCAUCUUUUGUUGGGCAAAAAGCACCCCAUGACCUUCUUUGCAAAAGAGAAUGUUGUAAACAUCAAACAUGAACAUGAAGAAACUGUUGUGAACCAGCAACAUCUGAGGGUGAAUAAUAGAGCCCAGUUCCUGCCAACUGCUCUUCAUAACAUGUUUUGACCAGAGGAAGUUUUUUUCCAAAAAUGUUGCUUGAACAAGUGAGAUUGUCUGAAAAAGGCUUGUGUUUGGGUUAGAAAGGAGAUUGCUGGAAAUAGUUGUGAAAGUUUCAAUAUGCUGGUAACAGUGUUUGGUUUCAUAGUGUAUGGGUUCUCCAAGGACAUUAGCCUAGCUAAUCUUGGCAUGUCUUGCUUGAUUUUUGGGUUCUGAGCCAAGGUUUGAUUAGGUAGGACUCUCACAAUUAACCCUGUAGACCAAGUUUGGUAGUUAUCUGUUGGUAGUUAUCUGUUGAUAGUUAGCUGUCUUACAGUUUGUAAGAAUGGAAAUGUGUCAUUGGUGACACUAACUAGAAAAGUCUUUGCUUCCCAAGACUUUCUGAAUGUUGUGAUAUCUAUAAGCUGUGCCCAGUUUUUAAUAGGCCAUUUCAACUGUUAGUCACCAGCUAUUGCAAGGCAAUUCUAAAUUCCACAGUUAAAUUUUUAUUUAUUUAUUUAUUUGUUUUCAUCCCUUCAACCAGUUUUGGUAAAAACAGCCUUAUUGUCUUGCUGUUGCCAAAUCAACAGCUCUAACAAGAUCUGUUAUGGAACAUAUUUUGAAAGAAGAUGAAUUCCUGUGUAUCACUGUAGUACUGUUAAUCAGUGUCUUUUCAUCAGCUGAUGAAGUUUCUCUAUGUACACAUUCUAAUGCUGUAUUUUGAAGACAUUAUUUUUGUUAAGUGAGCAUUUAAAUAUAAAGUGACACAGGUUUUUCCAAGGUAUUCUCCUAGAAUGUGUAUUCUUUGAACUUAACUUGUGCUACUCAGGUAUUUGUGCUAGGUAAGAAUUUGCAUUCCCUUGACAGAAUUAAACUGCUCGUAUGAAUUACUUCGAGUUUCUCUGAUAUCUUUCUCUUACACUGAACAAAAUCAGCUUUGGAAUAUACUUUAUUAAAGAAAAUAUAGUAAACAUGUAAUAAUGGGAUAUUGUCCUGUGUGUUUUAUUUCUCCAUUUGAAAGGAAAAAUAUUUCCUUAUUAGAAUGUUCUGUGUAUUGCUGAUGAUAUUGCUGUUGAGUAUAUGAUGAAAAUUUAAGGCUAUUGCACGGCUGCCUGGAUGUGCUUACAAAUUUUUCUCUUGAAAAGCUUGUUGUGUGUAUUUGAUGCAAUUUUAAUAGUAGCUGGUGUAUAAACUUAAUUUCUGUAAAAUCUUAUGUAGAAAUAAGGCUUUCACUGUGUUAGCAUAACAUUUACAUAGAUUUAGAAAUUCUGUCUUAAGAUCUAUGCAGACAGGCUUAAUAGGUAAGAUUUUUGUCAAGGUAAGUGGUGUGUUUGGAUAGUUAAAGAAGAAAAUAUUGUUGCUGAAUUAGGCAAAUUGGAAGUAUGUUAUAGGGAAUAGAUAGCUGCUUUUGGUGUAAGAAUUUUAUCUGGGAUGAAAUGGGAAUAUUUGGGCUUUACUCUGCAUGUUGCCAGAUUUUGGAGGAGCAUUCUUAAGACUAUUCAGCACUAGAAGGGAUAUAAUUAAAAUGUUGAUACAAAAAAAAAAAUCUUCAAGCUUCCCGUGAAAACCAAAACAAGAUUUUGCUUCCAUCCCUUAAAAUGUCACCCAUAACCUGCUUUGUCUCUCCCUUUCUGCCACCAAACAUAAAAAUUGGAAAAAAAUUUCUUCAUUUUUCUUAAAGACUUCAUAAUGGCCUUCUGAUUUAUUUAUUUCGGGUUAAUAUAAAGCAUUAAUUCUUUUGCCUUGAAACUAAAUGAAUAUGCGAUGAUAUCGAGCUUAUGGCCUCAUCUUGUGGAAACUUGUUUGGCAAAUAGACCUAGAAGAAUGUAAUCUGAGACUGCACUGGUUUUACUUAUUAAAAGAAUUAAUAGCUAUAACUUUGUUUUAAUACUUCCUCUGCUAUGGUGAAGAAAAUUGGUAUUGUCAGUAACCAUUUUACAGUAAGAAUUUUCCACGAGGGUCAUUGUUGGCAGCCUCAAGGGUUUGCAACCCAUUCAUUUGGAGUCAUGUGGAAAUCAUGGACAUCUCAAAGGAAUGCUUAACGAAUUACAUGCUUAAAGUGGUCACUUUUUUCCCCUACCGUGUUUUUCAGGGUGUAUUGUCUGAUCUGACAAAGGUAACUGGUCUUCAUGGUCUGGACCCAGUGUUGCUUGUGUUAGUGGUUGGAAUAGUGAUGUUUACUUUGGGAUUUGCUGGUUGUGUAGGAGCCCUGAGAGAAAACAUCUGCCUUCUGAAGUUUUUCUGUGGCGCAGUUGUGUUUAUAUUCCUGCUGGAGGUAGCAGUGGCAGUUCUGGCCUUCCUGUUCCAGGACUGGGUGAGGGACAGGGUCAAAGAAUUCUUUGAGAAUAACAUUAAAUCCUACCGAGAUGAUAUUGACCUCCAGAACCUCAUUGAUUCGCUACAGAAAAUUAACCAUUGCUGUGGUGCCCAAGGUCCAGAUGACUGGGACUUUAACAUAUAUUUUAACUGCAGCAGUGAAAGCAAAAGUCGUGAGAAGUGUGGUGUUCCUUUUUCCUGUUGUAUACCUGAUCCUGCUCAAAAAGUUGUGAAUACGCAAUGUGGCUAUGAUAUCAGAAAGAAGAGCAAGAGUCAAUGGGAUGAUCAGAUUUUUGUCAAAGGUUGUAUUCUUGCCCUUGAGGCUUGGUUACCCCGGAAUAUCUACAUUGUUGCAGGUGUCUUCAUAGCUAUCUCACUGCUCCAGAUUUUUGGGAUUUUCCUAGCCAGGACAUUGAUAUCUGACAUUGAAGCUGUAAAGGCAGGUAAUGCCUUCUGAAUAUAAAAGCAAAUAAAGUGUAUUUUAUGGUUACUGGUUGGACACCAAGGAGGAAGAAAUGCACAGGCCAUGAAAUACUCCUGUUAAAAGCCUUAUGUGGAUUUUACCCAGCUCAUGGUUUUUGUUAGAAGCUGGUACAAAAUCAAGAUCUCUGAGCACACCUGUCUACCCUUUUUUUCUAACAAGUCAACUCAGUGCACCAGCAUUGAUCUCUGAGGAAGAAAUGGAAUUUCCCAAGAUAUCGGCGGAACAGGUUUUAAGGAUUGUAGCAAUGAGUCAUGAAACUGCUGUAAACUCUUUCCUUGAAGGAUUACUGUGAAGAUUGUUGUUCUGUUUUCACUCCCAACUGUCAUCAAUCUCAAAAUGUAAUCUUUUUGGAAGGCGUGCUGAUUUCUUCAGAAUCUUGAAAUCGUUUUGAUGUCUACAGUAGACUCAUGCAGUCGUUUUUGGGAAGAUAGCCAGCAACCAUAUUGUAAUGGUAUUGGAAGUUGGAAAAAAAAGAAGUCAUAAAUUGUCGAGUUCUUUAACUGAUUUUCAGUUGUACAGAAGACAGGAUAUUUCUGUUUGACUGGGAAUUGUGUAGAUGUCUCGGGAGCAGGAACUUGGGCUCAGCAUCAGAGUUUGAGUAACCCAUGCUGUUUCGAAAAUGCAAGCCCCUUUUUCAAGAGGGGAAAAAAGUCUUACUAUCUGUAGCAUUAGAUGUUAGAAAUCUCCAUUUCAGGCAAGGGGGUGUGAAUCCUCGAUGCUGUUUCCUGUCUAAAAAAAUUGUAAAUAUUCUUUAUUUAAAUAGAAGAAAAAGCUCCUUAAAAAUGCUUAUCUUUUUAUUGAUUGGUAAUAUCAUUUAGAAGUUCUGUCUGCAGAAAUUUCAAAAUGCAGCUUGCUUCAGUAGAUAGCAACCAUGCUAUGCUAGCUGUUCAUGGGUUUUUGCCCUUUCCUCUGUUUUCUCUUACAACUGCUAUAUUGAUCUUCACAUGUCCUAACUGCUAAUGUCAGGACUGACAGAAAACAUUUCAAUUCAGCAUUGAUCCUUACUGAAAUCUGUUUUUUAAUGAGGAAGUACACAUUUACUUAAAGAUUAGAGUUGUUGAAUAUUUGAAUCUUCUGUACAGCUAUCAGUUCUGCUUGUGUUCUGAUACACGGUUCAAAUGCUAGUCACAAUACAGUGAUCCAGAAUGAUUUCUUCACAGUAAUCUUCUACAUCAAACUGAACUACUCCUGCUGAAGUAAUUUUUUUUUUUUUUUUUUUUCCUUAUUUUUAUGAGAAAACUACUCUCUUUCCCAUCAUACCUUCUUGGGGGUUCAGUAGAGGGAUCUGUAGUUCAGUAGGAGUUCCAGUCUUCUCUAAAAGAUUUCGGCAUAGUAUUUUUAACUUUAAGAUAGAAGUAUGUGACUGAAAAGUUCUUGGAAGUAGCUGUCAGGUUUGCUGUGGGCCAUGUGACUAACACUGUUUACUGCUUCCAGUGACACCCAAUUUUUCCAGGGAGAGCAGGUUUAUUUACAGUGCCUAACACAGCGUAAAUUUUAAAAAAGUAUAUAUUUUUAUAAUGAUAUUUUACUACAUGUAGUCUGCCUGAAGGAUUUAAUACUUGCAUUUCCAAAGUGUAUAGCUUUGUUAGGAAGCCAAACUUUUAAGUAUCUCUCCAACAUCCUUUUUUCUAUUAUGCAUGUAUUAACAAACAUUCACUGACAAAAGCUGAUCAACAGUAAGAAUCUUAGUAUCUGUAUUGAUUGUCCAGAUACCCUUCCAGCUUUUAAUUUGUGAAGCACUUCACAGACAAUGCUAUGCUUCUCGUGUACUUCAGUUCAGCUUUCAUAGUUCUUUUUCUGGCUAGUGAUUGAGACACAACAGGAAAAGGAAGCUUGCCUAAGGAUGGCUGAUUUCUUUACAGUAGCAGAGAACACUGCUAUUAAUCAUCUGAAAACAUGAAAGGAAAAUGCUAGAAGUGCACUGUGAUUUAUUUAGCUUUGAUAUACAACAAGAAAACAAUAGCAGUAGAUCACUGAGGGGAGAGCAAGAAGCAUUUCUACUGUGGAGCCUUGAAUUUGAGGUCUGUGUUACUUAUUUGUUAAAUCUAGUCCAUUAGGAGCAGCCAAAAAUUUGCUGCUGUUACUGCUACUUUGCAAGCAGCAAAGCCAUGUCCAGCAACCUUUGCUUUAAACUCUGGUGCUUGAAACUUUACACCACCUCAUCAAUCAAUUUACUCUGUUAAGGCUAUGUGUAAUAAUCUGAUGUAUGUAAAAUUGGAGAAGGAUGUUUUCUAUUUGUAACUUCUUAUUCAUAAAACAUUGCCUUGAAAAUUGCAUCUAGGGAGCAUGUUUCCCAUCGCCACUUUUUGAGACAGAAAGCUCCUAAUGCUGUGAAGUAAUUUCAGCAGUUGGUGAAAAUCAUCAUGGUGUCAAAGAUAGCUGUAGAGUUUAUGCACUGAAAUUAGCUACUGACAAGAACCAGCAUUACAGAUCAGAAUUCCAGUGUCUGCAAAUCUUGCCAAGUUGCCUGAAGACAAAUGAAUACUUGGUUUCAUUUUGAAGUACUGUUUGUAUGCAAAACAGAUUUAAUGGGAGUGUUGUCUUUCCAGUUUGUUCUUGCUGGCUUUGGCCAUAUUAACACCACUUUUCUAUCAGUGCUGCAGUUGCUGGGAACUGAAUUCAAGAGAGCAAGUUCAACCUAUUUGAGGAUCUUUAAAUUCAUGGAGUGAUUUGUUUUCCCUGUGGAUAAACUUCUCUGUCCUUGCUCAGCAUUACUUUUAAACCCCUGGCACUCUAGGCUGGUAUACCCCAAGACAGUUUGAAGUGCACUCCUAUUGGUUGUACACAUGGCUAAUGUAAUUUUGGACUUGGAAUGGAAAUGCUGUCUUAAAACUUUCUGCUUAGCACCUUCUCUGUGGACCUGAACUGACUUCAUGGGUAAAGAUUUAAAUUAUGGUUUAAAAAAGUCCUAUCAGCAAAAGCAGUUGGGUGUGAACCUGCCUCUAAAGCCUUGAAGGAGAAGCAAUUCAAUAAUCUCACAGAGGCUUGAUAAAUUGUUGGUGUUGAGAUUUCAGUGGUUACAUUUGGAACAACUCCACAAACACUACAAUGGAAACAAGAGUUUCAAUGAUGUCAAAUAUGAGAUCAGACUUGAAUAACUAGACUGAGAAGGAAACUUUGUGAUCACUUUUAUUUCUCAGAAAUGAGCACAAUUUGUGUGAAGCAGUGUAUGUAUUUGUCAGUAUGUUUGACAGUACAACUGCCCUUUCGUUUCUAUUAAUAUAUCUGCAUUUGGACACAGCUUCCUUGUAUGGGAAGAAGAGGAUGAAUAUAAGCCCUGAAAAUAAGUGCAGUGACCAAAGGAGCUUUAGUUGCCUCCUGAAAAACCUCAGUAUUUCUUCCCAGUGGGUUCAGUUUUGGUGACCUUCAUACAGUGCCAUGUGGAUAGACUUGUACCUCCAGUCCACUGUGACAAUUGGCUUAUACAUAGAACUGGGUUUUGGUUUUUGUCUCCUCAUUCCAUCAUUUCCUCUCCCUUCUCCCUGCCACUUGUGGAUAAUCAUGCAGCUUGAACAUUGUUCAGCCAGUGGAAGGGGAGGUUCUGUCUUUUCUUCUGAGAUGGCUUUUCUGAGUGACUUGCAGUAUAUUUUUUUUUCUCAAGCCUUAUAUUUGAUUAAAUAAAAUUUAAUGUUUUGUACUCCUGGA
Messenger RNA from Strigops habroptila (Kakapo), 7644 nucleotides. It is a transcript of the gene TSPAN14, whose product is annotated as tetraspanin 14. Gene Ontology annotation, biological process: protein localization to plasma membrane; protein maturation; regulation of vascular endothelial growth factor signaling pathway. The record is from RefSeq and is a predicted model, not a curated record. Gene Ontology annotation, cellular component: membrane. The transcript is spliced from 7 exons. NCBI's taxonomy places the organism in Eukaryota, Metazoa, Chordata, Aves, Psittaciformes, Psittacidae. The coding region runs from base 3217 to 3972 and encodes 251 amino acids.